This is a messenger RNA of Fusarium keratoplasticum, 1293 nucleotides long. RefSeq lists its product as uncharacterized. The transcript is spliced from 5 exons. The coding region runs from base 1 to 1293 and encodes 430 amino acids. NCBI's taxonomy places the organism in Eukaryota, Fungi, Ascomycota, Sordariomycetes, Hypocreales, Nectriaceae. The record is from RefSeq and is a predicted model, not a curated record.
AUGAGACUGCUGGCCACAGAUACCAAUUCGUCCCUCCUCAGCCACACGCACUAUAAACACUGCCGACCCAUGUGGUAUCUCGACGGCGAUUCCCUGCCUGACCCAGCGUCCACAUUCAUCGAGGCAUGGAUCGGACAGACCGAGGAUUCAAGGCAUCUGUACGACCAAGAAACGGAAAGCAUGGCGUCGCCUCGUACUCCAAGCCCGAGCAAGAAGGUCAAAAUCGUGCCCAUAGAUGUCGACGCUACCCCUACCCAAAAUGCACCGGCCUUUUCAGAGCUUUCAAAUGCAAGCUUAGGCUACGUGCCCUCUGAGAGUGGGUCGAGCAUGUCCAUGUCAUCAGUAGCCUCUGGUUCAUCAAGUCCCCGGAAGCGAGAACUCGUGUUGCGUAGCGCGAAAGAGUACCCUCUUGAACGCAGGGCAAUCAAGGACAUCGACAAGAUUACUGCUCUUAUGCGUGAUUUGGCAAGUCUCAAGAACGGCCAGGUUAUUCCGCACGCGAUGAAAGCCCGCAUCACGGAACAAGAGGGUUUCCCGGACCCACCACUAGAUAUCUGGUUUUUGCCCGUGACUUCAGACGAGACCGUCAUGGCGAAUGACGAGUACAUUUACCGUCGAAUUUGUUCGAUCCUCCGUCGGACCGUCAGGUGUAAGACGCGCAUGUCUCACGAAUCGACCUGGAACGACAGUGUUCACUCUCCGUUGUUGGAGAUUGCACUGGACGAGGGUGACGAAGAUGUCACAUAUGAGAACAUAACACAGUGUCGAAUAUACCCAGAACUACGUGAUCCAGAUCCAUUUCUGAAAGAUGCCAAGGUUGACUAUGGCAUGUUCAUUGAGCCACUGGAAGGCUCUCGUCUUUACUCAUCAAUCAAGCGUUUCAAAUCGCUCAACCAAAACAACCGGAUCGCCCACGUUAAGCUCAGUGAUGAGGGUAACACGCCCAUAGCCAUCAGUAUUGAGACCAAGAAUCCUAAAUCUAAUGGCGAGCUCACUGGCCCAGCCCAGCUUGGAACAUGGGUUCGGGCUCAUUUUCGGCAUCUCGAGAGCCUACCUCACGUGUCUAGGGAAGGAUUACCUAUCCUUCCCAUCGUUUUUGUCAAUGGCGCUGACUGGCGUGUUGACUUUGCCGAGCGCAGGCGCGAUAGAAUGAUAAUCUGGGAGAGUAUCAAGAUUGGAUCCUCUGAUUCUUCCCACGGAUGUUAUGUCAUCACGGCUGCUCUUCGUAGACUGGCGAAAUGGUGUCGAGAUGAGUAUAUGCCUUGGUGGGAGAGGGCUUUGGCUGGUCUGUGA